Molecule: messenger RNA, 2013 nt
Organism: Nicotiana tabacum (common tobacco)
Lineage: Eukaryota; Viridiplantae; Streptophyta; Magnoliopsida; Solanales; Solanaceae
Source: RefSeq, a predicted model, not a curated record
AUGGUGACAGGAAAGCAGAAUGGAAUAGAUUGUAUACUUACAGUAGUACAUGGCUUUAAUACAGUGGAAAAAAGGAAAGCGUUAUGGGAUCAAUUGAAAGCAAUGGCACCUAUAAUCAAUAAACAUUGGCUAAUUAGUGGGGACUUCAAUGCAAUCCUACACCCCAGUGAUAGGCUGUCUGGAAUAACUAUAUCAGUAGCUGAGUUAAAAGAUUUCUCUAAAUAUUGCAAUGCACUGCUUCUAAAUGAGAUUCCUUGGAAAGGGGAAUAUUACACUUGGACAAACAAACAGAGAGGGAAUGAUAGAGUGUGUAGCAGGAUUGAUAAGGUAAUUGCCAAUGAUGAAUGGAUGCUUCAAUGUGGGCACUUGACUGCAGUAUAUGGAGAACUCUUCAUAUCUGAUCACACACCCCUUCUCAUCCCAAUGAGAGAAGCAAGAAGAAACAUCAAAGUUCCUUUCAAGUUCUUCAAUGAUCCUGAAGCUAUCAAAGAAGAAUUUGUUAGCUUUUACAAAUACUUGAUGGAAACUGCAGCAUCAAAACUACCAGCAGUGAAUAUAUUGGUAAUGAGAAAUUUCCCUUGCUUAUCACAUACUCAACAGCUAGAGCUUUGUGCCCCAAUUACAGAGGAGGAAAUCUAUGAAGGAUUAAGCUCAAUUGGAGAUGAUAAGGCUCCAGGAAUUGAUGACUUUAAUGUUGUCUUUUUCAAGCAGACAUGGUGCAUUGUUAAGAAUGAAGUUUAUGAAGCUGUCCAAGAUCUUUUCACCACAGGAACCUUGUAUAAAGCUAUAAACUGCACUACACUUACUCUAGUGCCUAAGGUUCCAAAUCCAGAUACAGUCAAAGACUAUGGGCCUAUAGCUUCAUGUACAGUGUUAUACAAGAUUACUGCUAAGGUCAUCACCAGCAGGUUACAGAAAGUUAUGGCCUACAUCAUCUUAGAGGCUCGGGCAGGGUUUAUUCCAGGAAGGAAAAUAGCAGACAACAUCAUUCUGGCACAUGAACUUAUCAAAUCCUAUGGUAGAAAGCAUAUCUCCCUCAGAUGUAUGAUAAAGGUAGAUCUACAAAAAGCUUAUGACUCAUUGGAGUGGAUCUACCUAGAGCAAGUUAUGGAAGGACUGAGGUUUUUAGAAAAGUUCAUCAAAUGGGUAAUGAACUGUAUCAAAACAGUUAAUUACUCUAUUAUACUCAAUGGAGAAUCAGUUGCACCAUUUAAUGCAGCCAAAGGCUUGAUACAAGGAGAUCCUAUGUCUCAUUUUCUCUUUGCCAUUGCUAUUGAGUACUUGAGUCGGCUACUUAAAGACCUACAACAUGAGAAAAGCUAUAAAUUCCAUCCAAGGUGUAGAAGGCUAGGGAUCACUCACCUAAGCUUUGUUGAUGAUCUGUUGUUGUUUGCCAGAGGAGACAGUGAAUAUGUAGAGAGACUUCAUGCAUGUUUUACUACUUUCUCAGCAGCCUCAGGCUUGCAAGCUAACUUAACCAAAAGUGCAGUCUAUUGUGGAGGAAUGGCACAUAGGGAGAAAGAGGCUAUAGUUCAACAGCUAGCUAAGGUUAUACAAAUAGUUGAAACCCAUUGCAGAAGCUCCCUAUGGUCUGGGAGUGAUACAAUUACAAAGAAGGCCCUUAUUACUUGGGAGAAGAUCUGCCUGCCUAAGUCUACUCGAGGACUUAACUUGCAUAAUCUCCAAGUAUGGAACAAUGCUGCAAUUGCAAAGACACACUGGGAUUUGACUCAUAAGCAGGAUAAACUUUGGAUAAAAUGGAUCCAUGCCUACUACAUCAAGGAUCAGAGUUUGGGAACUAUGACCAUUCCACAAACCUCUAGUUGGAUGGACAGACUUCUAACAGUGGAUAGAUUACUGAGAUGGGGCCUUAAUGUACAAGCUGUAUGUGCAAUGUGUCAAGCUCACAAUGAAACAAGAAAUCAUUUAUUUGCUGAAUGCAGAUAUGCUGAGGCAAUUUGGAACAAAGUCAGCAAGUGGGCGCAACAACAAUUCUAUGGUGGCAGUAACUAG